GCAGCAAGAACCUUGGAGAAGGAGCAAAAUUUUCAAACUUAUAUAAUUCUCUAAAAUUUUCUAAAUCCUCAAAGAAUUAACAAAAUCCAAAAUGCUUUAAAACCCUAGAUUUCAGUCAAAUCGAACCCAAAAAAGGUUAAUUGAAGAAGAAAAACAGUUUUGAUCUUCAAUGGGGUUUUUCAGAAGCACAUUUACGUUUGUUGUUGGUGCAGGUUUGGGUGUCUACUUGGCCCAAAACUACAACGUCCCCAAUAUUCAGAAGCUCGUCAAUACUGGACUUGUUAUCGCCAAGCAUUUUGAAGAGAAUUAUCGCAAACCCAAGAAGAGGGAUGAUGAAAAUUAGGACUAUUCGUUACGGCGUCGUUUGUUGAAUCACCAGGAUAUGGUUGGGUAUUCAUGAUUUGACUCAAGGGUGCAAGUGGUUGUUUUGCUAUUGUCUCUGUGUUUGGAAAGAUGCAGAGCGUGCUCCUCCGUCCUCUGUAUUAUAAUAGGUAUUUGCUUCUUAGUCCACAGUUAGAUACAAGUCAGAUGAACUUUGGGAAGUUGGAGUACAAUUUGAGGGUGAAUUACUACAGGAG
Solanum dulcamara is the source of this 578-nucleotide messenger RNA. RefSeq lists its product as uncharacterized. The coding region runs from base 170 to 343 and encodes 57 amino acids. NCBI's taxonomy places the organism in Eukaryota, Viridiplantae, Streptophyta, Magnoliopsida, Solanales, Solanaceae. The transcript is spliced from 3 exons. The record is from RefSeq and is a predicted model, not a curated record.